GGGGUCGACAUUGGCCCCGGCGGCUGGGGGAGACAAACGUGGCCGGGUUUGUGUCGCGGUUGUUGCCACGCCCGGCACCCCCGCCCCCCCAUUGACGUCAUAACGACGCCGCGUCACCACGUCACGUGCGCACUGCAGAUUCCCACUUUCCGAUUGGCUACGUCUCGUUGCGACAGAAGUUCAGCAACAUGCGCGCGCACGUGAUUCGCAUUGUGACGUCACUCAUGUCCGUCGUAAAGAGUUCAGAAUGAGGAUGUUUAUUUACGACUGGAGGAAUCCGAUGAGCUGUAAAGCUCUUCUUCACAGGUGCACAGUAAGAGGCGGGUAAGAACUUGACAACAACACACAGUACAAGAACGGUAAACAACUCACCCAAACACAAACAAAUAAACCAUCCCCAUCAUAGCAGGCAAAGCCCACUGAAUUGAUUCGGAACUCGUUCUGACCAUAAGACACCAAUGACGUGUGAUAGAAUUGAUGAACUCUGUUAUAAACUUUGCCCUUUGGCUAAGAUUUAAAAAAUAAGACCCCCAAACAAUCUUACGUCUUAGAACUCUCUUCCCUCCGAUGAGCACGGGUGGCCACGUGCGGUGCGAAAGAAGUUCAAGCGUUCAACACGAAAGACAAAGAUCCACCCCGUGUAGCCUGCACAGACUGUUGGGGCAAGUGCUGUUAGCGAACACCUAUGAAGGCCUGAACGGCACACGAGGGGACUGGGUGGGCAGCACCACGCCCGACCGCCUUUGUCUCCCCAGUGGCGAUGUUUACACACCGCACCAGGUACUCAUUUGAGGCCGAGUCGACCUAUGGGAGGCCCGGGAUCGGUUCAGAUAAAUCGUCACCGGUGUUGUUCCAUGAGCGGCAUUCGAACUCGGGGUCGCCGGGUUCGCAGCGCAGCGUAGCGCUAACCGCUACACCACCACUCCCCACGUACACACACACAGGUACACACACACAGGUACACACACAUACAGGUACACACACACAGGCACACACACAGUGUACACACACACAGGUACACACACAGGUACACACACACAGUGUACACACACACACAGGUACACACACAUACACACAGCUACACACACACAGGUACACACACACAGGUACACACACACACAUACAGGUACACACACAGGUACACACACACAGGUACACACACACACAGGUACACACACAAACAGGUACACACACAUACAGGUACACACACACAGGCACACACACAGUGUACACACACACAGGUACACACACACAGGUACACACACACACACAGGUACACACACACAGUCCCAUUCCUCCAGUUUUUCAGUUGAGAGUUGGGAACACUUUUGUUGUUGUUGUUGAUAAAAUGAUGGACGACCCAAGGCAACAUUUGGGCAAGCAAGCAAAUGGAAUCGUUGGCAGAGACGUAAACGCGUUCGCCACGUCUACGAUCGCGCCGGAACCAGAAUGUGAAGGUUGCGAGUUGCAAUCCGGCUCAUCGUCGUCAACUUGUCACGUGACUCCCCCAAUGUGUGUCCGCUCGCUCUCCAACAGCGCCAACGACUCGGGAGGCGCCGGGGACCACGGACGAGCGGGAAGGCAGCGGCCACGCGGCGACGAGCCGGCACCAAGUUGCCCGAGCUCUGCGGUCCUCUACACGUCAACGCGUUACCGGCCAAUUCGCGAGUGCUGGCAAUGUGGCAGGAAAACCGGAGCGCCCAUCGAAAACUGACACACGCGAGGGGGAAACGCUCUAUAUCCCAUACAAAACGGAACGGGUGGAAUCUACUUUUUUUUCUUUCCUGUACCACCUUCUCCUCGACGCUCACGGGGAGCGGAGCGCCGCGACAUCUGUGCGGUGAUCCACCAGCCCCUCGCUGCCGCCGCCGCCGCCGAGUUCCGCGUCCCGCACGCCAACAACAACAAGGGGGAACUUGAGAUGUCUAAUCCCUGUGUAGAGAGCCGAGUACUGAACAGAAAGACCCCCCGUACAGUUGCACACGCCGGCUGGUGUGGCUUUGCUCUCCAACACACACGCGGUGUGCUGCACUCGUAACGAAUUGGCACGUUCUGUUUACGUGACAAACCUUACUCAUUGGCUGUGUCGGGUGGUGGCGGGUGGACAACACAUUUAUAUAUUUACGUUAUCUAACCCAACAAACAUGUAUCAUGAACCCCCGUGUAGCCUGUAACAGACUGUUGGGGCAAGUGCUGUGAGCGAGCAGCACCUGUGAAGGCCGCCACGGCACACGAUGGGGUGGGUGGCCAGCACCACGCCCGGCCGCCUUUGUCUCCCCAGUGGCGAUUAUUUUUACACACCGCACCAGCUACUCAUUUGAGACCGAGUCGACCUAGGGGAGGCCCAGAACCGGUUCGGAUAAUCGUCACUGGGUGUUGGCCGUGAGCGGGAAUCGAACUCGGCUCGCCGUGGUCCGGCCCAUCGUCGUAUGAGAGUCGUUGUGACGGCUCGACAUGGCCACGUGACAGGCUGCUCUUGCUGAGUUGUGAUCGGUGGCCGGGCCGCUUCUGAGAAGGAAGCACAUCGCUCAGUGGGCCUCAGCUGGCUGAUUCGUCGACUUCCCAAGAGCAAGGGGCAGUCCCAAAGCGUCAAAGCCUCACGCGAUUAUAAAAACAAGCAACCCAUUCCGCGUACCCUC
Lethenteron reissneri (Far Eastern brook lamprey) is the source of this 2639-nucleotide messenger RNA. RefSeq lists its product as uncharacterized. The record is from RefSeq and is a predicted model, not a curated record. NCBI's taxonomy places the organism in Eukaryota, Metazoa, Chordata, Hyperoartia, Petromyzontiformes, Petromyzontidae.